This is a messenger RNA of Suillus clintonianus, 474 nucleotides long. RefSeq lists its product as uncharacterized. NCBI's taxonomy places the organism in Eukaryota, Fungi, Basidiomycota, Agaricomycetes, Boletales, Suillaceae. The record is from RefSeq and is a predicted model, not a curated record. The transcript is spliced from 2 exons. Bases 1 to 474 code for a protein of 157 amino acids.
AUGAGCAACGAAUAUCCACCCCUGGCUCUCGAUGAUCUUGUUCAUAUCAUCUUCCCCUCACCGGCGCCACCACUCGCAACACUGGAUGACCCUCAACUACCCCUCCGCCCCCAAACCGCAUCUCCGGAGCCCCAAAAUGAUUCUGACAUACAGGAGGUGCGCAUGAGUAUCACGGAUACGCAGGAUGUUAGUGGAGGGGAGAAAGAGCUACCGGAUAGAGUGAUGAAGCACACUGGUGCUGUACAUCCUGACCCAGAGCAAGUCAUCAGACAGGCCGAAAUUAUAUCCUGCCUAAUUGACCAGCGCGAUAUGCUCGUGCGACAGGCUGAGGAGCAGAGAUUGCGGUGGAACUCGGAGAAGGAUGGUUGGGCACGGAUGGCCGAAGCACUUAUUGCACAGCAGGCCAAGCACAGGAUUUCGUCUGAUAAGGAUGAAGUAAGUCAUUUUUCUCUCCCUUUAGCGAUUUUGGUCUAG